This is a messenger RNA of Labrus mixtus (cuckoo wrasse), 804 nucleotides long. Its product is annotated as CMRF35-like molecule 1. The transcript has 4 exons. The coding region runs from base 105 to 773 and encodes 222 amino acids. The record is from RefSeq and is a predicted model, not a curated record. Lineage: Eukaryota; Metazoa; Chordata; Actinopteri; Labriformes; Labridae.
AGGAAAGGGAGGGGCUUUUGGCCCUUGGUAUGGCUGAGAGGAAGAGGAAGUUAUAAUGACAGUGGUUAGACUAACACAUUAAAUGACUGCCCGUCCUUUUCUUCAUGAUGAAAAUAUAUGCGUACACUUGUCUUCUGUGUGCUCUGAGUGCGGUGCAGAUGAAGACUGUCAACAUAAAUAAACAUGUCGGGGAAAAUGUGACCAUCAGAUGCUCAGGCUGGAACAUUUGGUGGAAUGUAAAUGACAAUGUUAAGUACCUUUGUUCAAGUCCUUGUACAGAAGACAAGCACAUUAUCAUCAAAGCAGGACAUGAAAAGAUCAACCGUAAGGAUCAAAUUCAGUUAUUCAACAAGGGAGAUGUUUUAUUAGUGACCUUCACUGAUCUUCAAAAGUCAGACGCUGGAAAAUAUUAUUGUGGAGUGAAGAGAUUUGGGAAAGAUGCAUACAUAGAGGUGAAUGUUAAAGUCAUGGAUGCUGAGCCUUCCAGUCCCAUUAAGACUCCAAUAACAGUCACUGUUACUGUAACAACAACCAGCCCUGUUACAUCUCCACAUGUCUCUGAUGGUUUUACUGACAUGUCUACAACAAACCAAACCUUUAAUACCACAACACUGCCUGCAUCAGACACACAAGGAGCUGAGAGUCCUCUAUAUUGGAUUGUAGGUUUGAUUGUUACCUUGCUAACCUUGCUAACGGCUGUACUGAUGGUUAUCAGGAGGAUGAUGAAGAAGCAGCAGAGUAAGACACACACACCAACUAUAGAGGCAGUUUAAGUGCAUGCUAAAGAUAAUAAUGUUUGAGAUA